This is a messenger RNA of Osmia bicornis bicornis, 5049 nucleotides long. RefSeq lists its product as uncharacterized. Gene Ontology annotation, cellular component: ciliary transition zone. The transcript is spliced from 21 exons. The coding region runs from base 526 to 5049 and encodes 1507 amino acids. Gene Ontology annotation, biological process: non-motile cilium assembly. The record is from RefSeq and is a predicted model, not a curated record. Lineage: Eukaryota; Metazoa; Arthropoda; Insecta; Hymenoptera; Megachilidae.
ACCAUGUUUACUAUAAAUAAUGUUAGUUGAUAGUAUUAUUCUUUGGUACUGAUUGCUUUAUUAAAAACAAAUUUUAUAAAUGAGUAGAAAAACAGAAAUAUGUUUUCAGUUGAAUCUCUAUCAGUUAACUCAGAGAUAACCACUGUUUGAUACCUCCUGACAAACAUAACCCUCGAAUAUUGUUGGACUGUUGAACGCAUUCACAAUCAGACAUGGUUUUAGUGUACACUGAUAAUAUGUUUUAUCAAGGUAUUUUUAACCGUUCAUGUAAAGUUUAAACUAAAUUGAAGAAUGGUAUUCUGAUUGAACGAUCGUCGCUGGAUGUCUGGAUUUGCCCGCCAAGAUUUGAGAACAGAAAAUGAUUCGAGUUUGAGAUAAAGCGUAUCGCGCAUUCGCGCCUGAACUCCACGAAUCUCCAUAUAAGGAAGUUGAACUAUUUUUUAACUUAGAAAUCUUAAUAUUCAGAUAUUUCUAAAAAUUUCUAUUGUAUAUUACGGUUAUGGUAUUGUAGCGGAAUUUUGAAAAAUGGCGGACGAUCCAAACCGAGACGUUUUACCUGUAAGAGAGCAUUCCUAUGUGGACACUUCUCGUACCAGUAUAGAUUCCAGGGACCGGCAUCUGGUGUAUAAGCUCGAUCGUUAUGAGCUGGAGGACAAAUAUUUACGGCUACUCGAAGAAGUAAGAAGUUUGAAGAAAUUGUCAAAUUGUCAGGAGGAUAAGAUCAAACGAUUGUCGACGAAGCUAAUGAGAGUAACUGCCAAUCCAAGGACAUCUAACGUUGCUUUGGAUGUUUAUGAUGAUAAGAAUAGAAUAAUCACCCUUGAACUCGAGAACACCAAGCUAAAAGAUAAAAUCUCAGUGUUGAGAAAUCAAUUGCUGAAUCACAAGAUUGUUGGUAGAUUAUCAUCAAGGAGUCAUAAUUCCCAAGCGAGGCAGUCGUCCGGGCGCAUAACGUGUCGAAGCGAAAGCAGCCACUACAAGAUACCGUCUUGUCAGUACAUCACCGAGACCGGAGAUGACGACGACGAUGAGCAAAAUAAUCUCGAGAAAGACGAGAUAUUCGAUGCAGAAAAGAAGGAGAUGGCCAGCCGGAUAGAUGAAUUGGAGAAAGAAUUGUCAUCUUAUACAGUCAGCAAUCAAAGGGCAAAGGUUGCUGAGAACAUCGAGUAUAUAAAAGUCUGGCGACAAAUGAAGCUGCUGAACGAUAAACUGGUAGCCGCCGAGAAGGCGAACAACUCGUUGAACGCGCAAAUAGCCGAUCUGAAGUGGAAGUUCGAGGAGGCGACGAAGACGAACGACGAGCUUGCUACAUCACUCGCGGUAGAAAGAAGACGGUUGACAGAGAUGGACGUGCAAUUGUUGAAAACGAAAGAGUCGUCGUUUUCGUUGCGGGAAAAAGACGAGCAAAUAAACGAUCUGAUGAGCGAAAUAAAGAUACUGCAACAGCAUAAUAGCGAACUCGUUGACCUUACCUCUAACCGUAGAGAGGUCGACCAGGAAAACAUGGAACUGAAGAAGAAAGUCUCGAAGCAGCUUCGGGAUGAAGAAUCGUUAAAAAACACUUACAAUAGCGAACAAACCAACAUCAUAGCUCUUCAAGCUGCAAAUGAACAGUUACUUGGGAAACUUCAAGAGCUUCAGAAGAACAUAGAUACUUUAACGGUACAGUUUACGUCUUUCCAGACUCAGACCGAGAAACAGCAAGCGUCGAAGUCAACGCAGAUAUCAAGAAAGCAAACCGAUAUGAAGAGCCCCCAAACGCCUUAUAAAGUAGAGUCGUAUAAGAACGCUUCGAGCCAAAUGGAGAGAUGCAGAAAAUGCUUCGAAGCUUUUGAAAAAAUAUUGCUAUUGGAAGAAUGUAUUUGUGAACCUCGAGGGAACGUCAGUCCGAUGGAUAAAUCUGUUCAAACAGAAUUUGUAACUCGUUCGGGUACCGUGAAUACGAAGGAUCAAGGGACGGUCAUGACACCUCUCAAAGAGAAACGAAGAGAAGAAGAGCCCGUGAAGGAACUUGUGAAGAAGAAUGCCGAACAAAUGUCGACGGGGAAUCCUCUGACACCGGAGAAGAUGUUGAAGCUUUUAGAGCAAGCUCAAAUUAAUACUUCUUCGGAUCCAAUGAAAUUCGUACCGAAAAAUAUGACCAACAGGGUCGCCUACAAUUUAAUGGAGUUAAACCAGAGACACAGGCAAGUUGUCUCCCUUGAAAAACUGCUGUUCGGUGAUUCUGGCUACAAACAUUAUCUCGAAGCUUCCAGAUUCAUAAGAGACACGCGAAAUUUAAUUGAUAGAAUACGAUUACUGUAUUACAGCGAUACAGAAAUGCUUGUUCAAGCGAACCAAGCAAGUCAAGUUCUUCAACCCAGAUACCAUCAACAGAAAAGCAAUAUCGGCACAAAUCCGCAAAACGCUUAUCAAUCCUUGGAGAACCAAUUUACGGAUCCCAAUAAAAUAUUGUUUAUUUUAUUCAAUAUCCUUCAAGGAUAUUCCCAGACACAUGCGAAAAGCAAUGAAGCUACCUUGUAUCGUCGAAUUUCAUCACCUGAUUACCAAUUUGCAAAAGACGUCAAUAACAAUGCCGCAAAGAAAAGUCCUAGUACAAAAUGCACAAGUACUUCUUUAGAAUUUAUUGCUGCGAACAAGAGUGACACAUCCAAUGUUCAACGUGGGGGUUGCAGUAAUAGAAGGUCCUGUUUAAAUCCUUACACCAGACUACGACCGGAGAAGCUGAGAAGAAAAAUAGUUUGGGACCCGAAGAAAUGCAAUCAAGUCACUAAAUCAGAUGAGACCAACAACUGUACUUGCAACAACUUUAUCAAAUGCAACAUUAAUUCCAAUUGUAAUCAACAGUGUUGCAACAACGGUUCUUCGAAAACAAUCGUCCAAGACCCCACCAAUGGUGCGAGCAAAUCUGUUAAAACCACCAUGGACAAUUCAAACGAGGAUCAAUCCCCGCAUGGUCUGAACGUGACGUUCCAAUCACGUAUUUUACAGGAUGGCGAUGGAACAAAGCCCCGCAAAGCUUGGGAAGAACAAAAGUAUUCGGAGGAGAACAAUGAAAGGUUGGACGAUGAUAAGUCGUUGCGGGAAUACAUUGUGCAGCUGAACAAAUACAAGGCCGUUGUUAACCGGAGUUCAUCGAUGAGCGUCCAAACUGAAUGUCCAGAUUUCAAUGAUGUACGUGAAACUCAGAGAACGGCAUCCUUUUGUAGUCUGAAUUGUCCAAACGAGUGUAUCGACGCUUUGAGUUCCCUGUCCGAUCCGUUCCCCUUGGUGAUCCCCGAGGGACAGGGACUUCUGGAGCUUCACAUCAUGUCUCUCCAACUCUCAACGUCUGCAAAGCAGAUUCUCUUUCGCGAGAACGAUAUCAGCAAGGUCCAUUUGUUCGUGAGUUGGGACAUAUGGAACCAAGAGACGACUUACACGCCUACCCAGAAGUGUCCCAAGCUGAACUUCAAUUCAUCCUUUGUCUAUCGAAUCUCAGAUCUCUCUUCUUUCUUCAACUACGUUCUGAUGGAGGUGGUGGUAUUCCAGGUGAACGUAUACCACGAGGACAAGGACAGUUACACGGUGGCUAAAGGGAAGCUCUGCAUCAAGGACAUACUCGAUUAUCCGCAAAACAAGCUUCAUUACAUCGCUCCGGUGAACAGCGUGAUUUCUUGCUCGCUAGGCAUGACCUUUGGCCAAUUGUCCCUGUGGGUCAGGCUUAGCUGCGACGUCGAGAAGGUGUAUAAGUUCAAGAAGACACGAGGAAUAGUCACCGAGGAUCACACCGGUUCUGAUAAAGGUCCAGUUGCUUCGAAGAAACCUACCAUUGAGAAGCCGGUAAGAGUUGGUGUGCCAGUCGGUGAUGAUCUGACUGUAUUGAAGGACACCGAUUCAAAGGCUCGUCUGAUCUACGAACCGUCCAAGGAAAUGUUCUCUAAUUAUCAGACCGAAGAAUAUCUAAACGAAUCGAGUGACACGACUGAUGCCCCUGACAAUAAUAAUAAUAACGCGGGGCAAAUUAUUAGCAAAAUCCCUUUGACCGUGGUGAAAGAGAGCGAGGACGAACCCCAUCUUCACUCUAGCUUUGAAAAUGCAAAUCAGGCCAUGAAAGUUGAAAAAUCAACCAAGGUGGAUGACAAAGUAAAACCUGCGAAAGUAGAUCAAAAAGUAGAUACGUCGAAAAAGGUGUUGAACCGGGAUUUCGAAGAAAGUGUGAUGUCAGUAGAAGCCAUGGGGAUUGGAAGAACAAUAGCAGAAACAGAUUCCGGGAGCCGCAAAUCAAGCGUGGAGGAGUUUAAUGCCGUCAUCUCGAAGAGCCGUGGAAUUGUCCAGGAGAAACAGGGCGGCACGACUCAGGAGGGCUCCGAUGAGUCCAUCUCCGAAGUAACGAACGUGAUUUCGGAGAAAAAUUGGGAGGAGUACAAGCAACGAAGUUUGCUCACAUUUGUUAAUACGUUUAAGCCUGGUAAUGGAACCGCUGAAACGCCCAGCGUGGCCGGAUUGGCCAAAGACAGCCUACGUACCUCGAUUUCAGUCCCUUUGUCUCCGCAACACGAUACUGACACGAUAGCCAUCGAUAUCCUGAACAUGAUCCUUUUCCCGAAGAGUUCCGUCGUACAAAACGAUGAAAUUCACCUGCUUUACAUCGAGUACUCUUUUCUUGGCUAUUCCGGAGCUGAUAUGGAAACGAUGUCGGUGCAAAAACCGCGACCACCGGAUACGAAACUCACGUAUAACUUCAGGAGAAAGUUUCACGUGGACGAGGAGACACAUUCGAAGCAGAACAACAUGCUACGAGCGAUGUUAGGCGACACUAUCAACCCCAACAUAAGAUUCAUCGUCGUCUCCGAGCCUCUUCCGGAGGAAACUGAAACAAAGGAGUGCGUGGAAGUGGGGUUCGCUAGCUUCAAUUUAAAAGAAUACGCAUUUGGGGAGAGCGAGAAAGUCGUAACGAUUCAGGUGCACAGUCCAGACGGUACUGAACAAAUUGGUCUGCUAAAGAUCUUCGUGUCGGGUUUGGAUACUAUCCGCCAGCGUCUCAGAAGACGAGAGUCUAAUUUAUAA